ACCAGUGUAGGUAAACACAUCGCAAUAUGUCUUUCAAAGGAUUGAAAAAAACAAUUGUUAGAGCACCACAGAACUUUCGGCAAAAGUUGAACAUGGGUGAAAUAACCCAUGACCCUGUUUAUGCCGAUGCUGAAAGAAGAUUCAAAGAAUUGGAGCUUGAAACCAAAAAAUUGAGCGACGAAAGUAAGAGGUAUUUCAAUGCUGUAAAUGGGAUGUUGGAUUACCAAGUGGAUUUUAGCAAGGCCAUUGAGGAAAUCUAUAAGCCUAUCAGUGGGAAAUUAAGUGAUCCUAAUGCUGCUCAACCUGAAGAUAACCCUGAAGGUAUUAAGGCUAGUGAGCUGUACCGAGAGGUUGUCCUCGAGUUGAAAGAAACUUUAAAGCCAGAUUUGCAGUUGAUUGAAACUAGGAUUGUUGCUCCAGCUCAAGAGCUUUUGAAGGUCAUUCAAUGUAUUAGAAAAAUGGCCACCAAAAGAGAUCAUAAGCAAGUUGACUUGGACAGGCGUAACAGAACUUACAAAAAGUACCAAGAUAAAAAGGAAAGAACAGCGAAAGACGAAGAAAAGAUGUAUAAUGCCGAAGCUGAAAUCCAAAUUGCUCAACAAGAGUACGAUUAUUAUAAUGACAUGUUGAAAACCGAAUUGCCUAUCUUGUUCCAAAUGCAAAGUGACUUCAUUCGUCCAUUGUUUGUGAGUUUCUAUUAUAUGCAAUUGAAUAUCUUCUACACUUUAUACAACCGAAUGGAAGAAUUGAAAAUCCCAUACUUUGACUUGACCACUGAUAUUGUUGAAGCCUACCAUUUCAAAAAGGGCGGUGUGGAAGAACAAACUGAUGCCAUUGGUAUUACCCACUUCAAGGUGGGACACGCUAAAGCCAAAUUGGAAGCUACGAAGAGAAGGUUUGCUGCUCAAGGUGCUGAAGGAACUCCGGCUUAUGGGGCUUAUGGUGCUGGUGAAACGAAUACGUUGCCACCUUAUUCCCCAGGUGCUGCUCCCGUUCAACAAUAUGGUGAUUACAAGAACCCCAAUGGACCUGGAUAUGUAGCACCAGGCCAACCCCAAUAUGGUCAGCCACAGUACGGACAACCGCAAUCACCCCAGUACCAAACACCUCCAAGUUCGGCCCCUGCAUACGGUGCAGGUGUUGCAGCCCCAGCUUACGGAGGUUACGGAUCACCAAGCCCGAUCUCUCCGACCCCUGCUACACCUGUUUCGGCUAUUGCCACCGGAUCCCAAACCUGUACUGCAUUGUACGAAUAUACUGCUCAAGCUCAAGGCGAUUUAACGUUCCCAGCUGGAGCCGUUAUAGAGAUUGUUGAGAGAACCGCUGAUGUCAACGGCUGGUGGACCGGAAGGUACAAUGGACAGACUGGUGUAUUCCCGGGAAAUUAUGUUCAACUUUAGCUGAAUUCACCAUGUAUUUAGAAAAUUAAUCUGCGCUUGCAUCCAGUACAUCAAAUAUUGAUACAUACACAUAGUUCCAAAUGGUAGGGUUCAAGUCCCGCAUUCAAAGCCUGUUAUUGAAAGAGUACAAGGCUGUAUGGUUUUAAAUUGCUGUAAUCGCUAUUAAUAGAGUAUGCCCCAUAUUCAAUAAACUUGUAGUUAGCAAUAUGAAACGGUCGCUUUGAAACAAGCCUCUUGUGAUAAGCGAAAAAUUGCAGCCACGAAAUUGGGAGUAUUGCCCAUAACUAACACAUGUGAUUAAUUCUCUUGGGCCCACCCAAAAGGGUAGUGAUGGUUUGGUCCACCUUUGUAGAGUAAUACAUUUACUCUAGCCGCAACAACCAAAGAAUCUGAUUUCCUUGAUCAUAAUGCACUGGCUCUGCAUCGAAAUAAAGCUACUUGCACACCCGUCUCUUGACUAUGAGUAAUAAGAAGCUCUAUAUCUUCUUCAUAUCAAUCUAUAUCACCCAUUACGACUAGUAUUACACAUUCUUAUGUUCCUAAUUUACAAAAUAGUCUGGACCUCGGGUUAAGGAAUUACUUCCUCAAUGCCAAAAUCAACCUCUAGUGAAGGGAUGUCUUGCUUAUUACCAUUCGCCUGACUCUCGUGGAGCAAUACCAGACAUGUUAAAAGCAUACUGGUAAUUACAAUUUAUUA
Yamadazyma tenuis ATCC 10573 is the source of this 2097-nucleotide messenger RNA. Lineage: Eukaryota; Fungi; Ascomycota; Pichiomycetes; Serinales; Debaryomycetaceae. The record is from RefSeq and is a predicted model, not a curated record.